Messenger RNA from Maudiozyma saulgeensis, 3525 nucleotides. The record is from the annotation of a GenBank genome assembly. Lineage: Eukaryota; Fungi; Ascomycota; Saccharomycetes; Saccharomycetales; Saccharomycetaceae.
AUGAAUAAAGAGAAAGUGGUAUUAUUCUCUCCAGAAUAUUCUCCAGAGUUAGCUAAAAGGAUUAAAAGUAUCUAUAAAGAUGACAUUAAGCAUUAUUAUUCACAGUUGAAAUUAGAGAAACUAAUUGAUCUAUUGGAACAUACACAGUAUUUAUUUGAACUCUACGUAAGGUUUGUCAAUGAUAAAAAUGAUAAUGAUUCACUUACGUCAUACAUAAUUGGUUGCUUUUAUGUGUACCUAAUAAUGCCAAAAUCUAUCCAAUUCCAAACUAAAAAUAAAGAUUAUAGUAUAUACACUGAUAUGAAAGCAAUAUAUGAGGGACAAAUGAAUAUGACAAAUGUACGUCUGAUGGUAAGGGAUGAGAUUGAUCAUAUACUAGAUCGCACAAGCCCCGAACAAAUUAAUCUUACACAACUAAUGGAAAGGAAAAGAGCAUAUUCAGUGCCAGAUGAUUCAAUAUCGGAAUCCUUACAGAAGUUAAAAAUUAAUGACCCAAUGAUAACGACAACUACUAAAAAUUUAGAUGAAAUCAUACCUUAUAAGAAUAAUCAAAAUGGUAGCCAACCAGCGGGUUCAAGUUAUUCAAGCUCCAUAACUUCAACAGAAGAUGAUGAAUAUAAUAGUAGUAAUGUGUUCAGUGGCCAUCAAGACACUGAUAGACUACCAAUCAAUAGUGAUAGUGAACUAUUUACUGAUGAAGGUGACUCUGCCUCCCAAUUAUGGACUGCUCCUGCAUUAGAACCCAAUGAUCAAUUGAAAAUAGCAUUGUAUUCAGAACCACUUACACUACCAGCUAUUCCAACAGAAGAGGAUUUUUCCCAACCGAUCGAAUUCCCCAAAUACAAUGAAGUAAAUGAAGGCGCCAAUGCAUCUAAUAUAUCAGGUACUAAUAAUACUAUAAGUGAUAAACGUGCACCUUUACUUCGUGCAAGAACUGAAAGUAUUGCAAUGUCAAUGUUUGACGAGUCUAACAACCGAAACCUUUACGAAAAUAAUGCAUACCCAUACUCAAAUUACAGGAAGAGCCCACUUGGUAGUAGUGAGGAAUUGAUAGCUGAUAGAAGUUUGACACAUAGAAAAAACUCAUAUCAUUCCGUUUAUAUGAUGGAGAACGACAACGAUGAAUUAAAAAAUGAAAAUUAUUAUGAUCAAACAGACGAUUUUAUUCGGUCUAUAGAAAGGUUAGAAAAACAGAGUAUCAUAACUGCCCCAGAAUUGUUUUCAAUUUUAACAAACCCUAUUGAUAGAAAGAAACUAUUACUGAUUGAUUUAAGAUUAGAGAAAAGGUACGCCUAUAAUAAUAUAAUUGCUGAUAAUUAUGUCCAAUUGGAUCCAACUGUUUUAUGGGAUUCUGAAAAGGGUACACCAAUAUAUGAUAUCAAAAUCAUCGAACAAUCAUUAAAUAAUGAGUUGUUUACUCAUAGAAAUGAAUUUGAUUAUAUUGUGUACUAUUCUGAUAUGAAAACAUACAUGAAAUUAAAUUUCGAUUAUCACUUUGUAUUGUUUUACUUACUUAUUACUUCAGUAAAAUCCACUGAUAAAUUUAAACGUGCUCCAACAGCGUUGUUAGGUGGGUUUGAGAAAUGGAAGAAAAUGAUGCAUAAAUAUACAAAGGAAUACGAUAUAGAUGUCAGACAAUAUAUAUACGGCCCUUACGAUAGAGAAGGUAAGAAGAUUAGUCAAACUGUAGCAUCACCUACAAAUACUGAUUCUAAUAACGAUAGACAAGCACCUUAUCCCUCUGAGAAAGUAUCCAAUAAUAAGUUUCCAGAGGCACCAUCAUUUAGGCCACCAGAGGUUCCUUUCAGGAUAAGGAAAAGACCUCCGCCUCCACCUCCGGCAACAAGACCCAAGACCCCUCCACCUCCAAUGUUGGCACCGCCAGGGAUACCGCCGAGAUUACCUGCUAAAAUAAAAAUGGAAAGGAAUAGUAAUAGUCCAAUCACCCGCAUUCCUUCACACAUACCAGUACUCCCAUCAACCAUCCCAGAGAAUAGACAAAUGACAAAGUUCGAAUUGUUUGAAAAUAAAAAUAAACAAUCUGUCAAAACAAGAAGUUACUCUAUUCCAACAAUCGAAAAAAAUUCAAAUAUAUUUGUCUCCUUAUCAAUUACAGGUUUAAGAAACUUGGGGAAUACUUGUUAUAUUAAUAGUAUGAUACAAUGUCUAUUCUCUACAACAGCCUUUAGGGAUUUAUUUCUGAGUAACGAGUAUGAAAAAUACUUAAAUAUGUCAGAUAAACAUAUUUCUGCUAAUAGCAGGAAGCUUUCACUAUCCAAGUCUUUGAAUAUUCUCUUCAGAAAAAUGUACUUAAACGGAGGUUGUUCUGUAGUUCCUAUUGCAUUUCUAAAAACAUGUAGUAUAUUAAGACCCGAUUUAAAAAUUCCAGAUGAUCAACAGGAUACACAAGAAUUUUUAAUGCUAAUGCUUGAUAGAUUGCAUGAUGAAUUAUCAAAACAAAAUGAGGUGGUUAAUAAAAAUCCAAAGCUACUGUUGUAUGACACUGCUCAUCUAAAAGUUAAUGAAAAGGAGUAUAAGAAAUGGUUUGAUGAAAAUGUAAUGGGAAACGGAUUAUCACCAAUUGAUGAUUUUUUCCAAGGUCAAAUGGAAAGUUGUUUACAAUGUGAAAGGUGUGGAUAUUGUACAUACAAUUAUUCGAGCUUUUAUGUGCUAUCUUUAGCUAUUCCAAAAAAGCAAAAAAGUUUUACGAAGUUAUCGAAAAGCAUUAAUCUUGAAGAUUGUAUUAGUAUGUUUACUGCUGAUGAAAUUUUAUCUGGUGAGAAUGCAUGGAAUUGCCCUAGAUGUUAUGAGGAACAAAAGAGGAAAUUAUUAGAAAAGAAAAAGAAAGUGAAGCAAAGUCAAAACUUACAAAUUCCAACUAAAUCCCAUGAGAGAAGUCGUGAAAAACAUUCCAUCUUCAAAUUUGGUGGUUCAAAGAGAAAGAAACCCAAGACCAUUAACAGGUCAUUAUCUCCAUUUAGAUUAAUUAAAAGAAGCGAAUCAAAGAAUCGUGAACAAGAAAAUUCUAUCCCAAUAACUAGCUCAUCUGAAGCUGAUCACAGAUAUAACACUUAUGAAGAAUCAGAAGAUGAUUUUGAUGAGUUAGAUGAUGAGAAAUUAAGGCAUUGGAAGAAUAAGAAACUUGUUACCGUAAAGACAUUGAAUUUUAUUACUUUACCCAAAGUUUUGAUGAUCCACUUAUCUCGAUUCUACUAUGAUCUAACCAAGAAGAAUAACACUAUUAUUACAUAUCCAUUAAUUCUAACUAUGACUUUAAAAAAUAAAGAGGUUGUGAAAUAUAGACUAUAUGCUCUUGUUAACCAUACUGGUAAUUUGAUAAGUGGUCAUUAUACAUCUUUGAUCAAUAAAGAUUACGAUCAUAGUCUGGGAGGUAAGGAACAAAAAUGGUAUUAUUUUGAUGAUGAAGUUGUUAAAGAAGAAAGGAAUCAUGGUAACAUAGAUAACGGUAUUAAUAAGAUAUCAAGUAAAGAUGUUUAUGUUUUAUUUUACCAAAGAAUUAAUUAG